This is a messenger RNA of Quercus lobata, 1265 nucleotides long. RefSeq names its product agamous-like MADS-box protein AGL11. Gene Ontology annotation, cellular component: nucleus. Gene Ontology annotation, biological process: positive regulation of transcription by RNA polymerase II. The record is from RefSeq and is a predicted model, not a curated record. Gene Ontology annotation, molecular function: RNA polymerase II transcription regulatory region sequence-specific DNA binding; DNA-binding transcription factor activity; protein dimerization activity. The coding region runs from base 308 to 976 and encodes 222 amino acids. Lineage: Eukaryota; Viridiplantae; Streptophyta; Magnoliopsida; Fagales; Fagaceae. The transcript is spliced from 9 exons.
AAGGGCAUAUUAGUCACUCAAUGAAACAGAAAUAUUGAGUAAGCUUUUGCCCUAUUUGGUGCGAAUUUGCACCUGCAAAAGCAUCCACACUUAGCAAGAAACUACUACGUCUUGUAUGGCAUUUAGGAAAUCCCUAUUCCCCACAUCCUUCUCUCUCUCACUAUAGGUAGACAAAGACAGAAAGAGCUAUUAAAGAAGAAGAGAAGUAGCAGAGAGAACUCUAUGAGCAAAGUUUCUUAGGGAUAUAUUAGAAAUUUUUUUCAUAAAGCUGAACUAGCCGGAGUGAGUUCCAAAGCCAGGUUGUGCAAUGGGGAGAGGAAAGAUUGAGAUCAAGCGGAUUGAGAACACUACAAACCGUCAAGUCACCUUCUGCAAGAGGAGAAAUGGUCUUUUAAAGAAAGCCUAUGAACUGUCUGUCCUAUGUGAAGCCGAAGUGGCUCUGAUCGUCUUCUCCAGUCGUGGGCGGCUUUAUGAGUAUGCAAACAACAGCACAAAAUCAACCAUAGAGAGGUAUAAGAAGGCAUGCAAUGAUGGCUCAGGAACAAGCUCUAUUGAAGAAACAAAUGCUCAAUAUUAUCAGCAAGAAUCUGCAAAACUGAGGCAACUCAUUCAAAAUAUGCAGAACUCUAACAGGCACUUACUGGGUGAGGGAUUAAGUUCUCUUAAUAUCAAAGAGAUGAAACAAUUGGAGAGCAGGAUUGAACGAGGACUCACUAGAAUCAGGUCAAAGAAGCAUGAAAUGCUGCUGGCUGAAAUUGAAUAUUCUCAGAAAAGGGUGAUGGAGCUUGAAAAUGAAAGUGUUUAUCUUCAAGCAAAGAUAGCGGAAGUUGAAAGGCUUCAGCACGUAAACUUGAAUAUGUCUGGAUCAGAGCUCAGUGCAAUUCAGGCAUUAUCUUGCAAUUUCUUUACUCCACUUGUAGUUGAGGGUAGCACUUCCUACUCACAACCUGAACAGAAGAUACUUCGUCUGGGGUAAACUGUUCAACACUAAAUCUGCAAGUGAGAUCAUAUUAUAUAAUGCCUAAAUAAAGAUCUCACUAUCUACUAUCUUAUUAAGUUAUUUGCCAUUGAAUCAUUGUGACUUCUUGUUAUGUAGCGUCCAACAUUUCUUUCUAUAUGAUAAUUUGCACUUAGCUUUGCCUAACAGUAUAAGAUAUGGUUAUAUUUUUAUUAAGGAGUAUAAUAUCAAUGACUAGAUUAAUGCCAAGUGUAUUUACUGUUGAAUGCCAAGAGUAUAAUAUCAAUGACUAGAUUAGUUUACUUUU